AUGAAGUUCUUUAGUUGGAUGCAAAAUAAACUUGGUGGAAAACAAGAGAAUGGAAAAUCAAACACAUCUACAUCUACUUCAUAUCAUGCAAAACAAGAGCCUAGAGAAGAAUUCAGGGAUUGGCCUCAUAGUUUGCUAGCAAUUGGAACAUUUGGGAACAAAGAUGAAAUCAAACAACAAGAGGACGAUCCGUCGUCGUCAUCGGAGGAAAUACCAGACUUCACUCCGGAAGAAAUUGGGAAACUGCAAAAGGAGUUAACGAAACUCCUAAGACGGAAACCGAAUGUCGAAAAGGAGAUUUCCGAGCUUCCUCUUGACAGAUUUCUUAACUGUCCUUCAAGUUUGGAGGUUGAUAGGAGAAUCAGCAAUGCACUUUGCAGUGAGUUAUCUGAUGAUCACAAAGAUGAAGAUAUUGAGAAAACACUUAGUGUCAUACUUGAUAAAUGCAAAGACAUUUGUGCGGAGAAAACCAAGAAAUCGAUUGGAAAGAAAUCUAUUUCUUUUUUGAUGAAGAAGAUGUUUGUUUGUAGAAGUGGAUUUGAUCCAACUCCAAGUCUAAGAGAUUCUCUUCAAGAAUCCAAAAUGGAAAAGCUUUUAAGGACAAUGCUUCACAAGAAACUUCAAACACAAAAUUCUUCUCGCGCAUCGGUGUUAAAGAAUCGCAUCGAGGACAAAAGGACUAUAACGAAGAGAAAUAUCGAUGAUGAAGAACCAGAGGAGAGAUCUGAUGAAGGAAGCAAAUGGGUCAAAACCGAUUCUGAAUAUAUUGUUCUAGAAAUAUAA
This is a messenger RNA of Lathyrus sativus (Indian pea), 783 nucleotides long. The record is from the annotation of a GenBank genome assembly. NCBI's taxonomy places the organism in Eukaryota, Viridiplantae, Streptophyta, Magnoliopsida, Fabales, Fabaceae.